Messenger RNA from Diaporthe batatas, 708 nucleotides. RefSeq lists its product as uncharacterized. Gene Ontology annotation, cellular component: extracellular region. The coding region runs from base 1 to 708 and encodes 235 amino acids. Lineage: Eukaryota; Fungi; Ascomycota; Sordariomycetes; Diaporthales; Diaporthaceae. The record is from RefSeq and is a predicted model, not a curated record. The transcript is spliced from 3 exons. Gene Ontology annotation, biological process: carbohydrate catabolic process. Gene Ontology annotation, molecular function: cutinase activity.
AUGAAGUUCGCCGCCCUCAUUUCUGUCUGUGUCGCUCUUGUGGCCACGGCUCCUAUCGAAGGACCUGUCGAUGCCAGGGCUGCUGCCGCCAGUCUCGAGGUUCGUCAAGGUGGCUUGACCAGAGAAGAGCUCCAGUCUGGGAGCAGCUCUGAAUGUCCCAGGGUGAUAUUCAUUUUUGCUCGCGCUUCUACCGAGCUGGGAAAUAUGGCAAGUAGCUUCACAGUCGAGACUUCGGGUCCUACGGUCGCGGAUGCCCUUGAGAGUCAGUAUGGGGCGUCUCAGGUCUGGGUUCAGGGCGUCGGUGGGCCAUACAUCGCAGACCUGGCUUCCAAUGCCCUGCCCGAGGGCACCAGCCGUGCUGCUAUCAACGAGGCCAAGAGGCUGUUCACACUGGCCAACACCAAGUGCCCCAAUUCUGCCGUCGUUGCGGGAGGGUACAGCCAGGGCACCGCCGUCAUGGCGUCCUCGAUCUCGGAGCUGGGCUCGGCGGUCCAGGACCAGAUCAAGGGUGUCGUGUUGUUCGGAUAUACCAAGAACCUACAGAAUGGGGGCCGCAUCCCCAACUUCUCAACGUCCAAGACUGAGGUUUACUGCGCCGCCACCGACGCCGUGUGCUUUGGCACGCUUGUCAUCCUGCCGGGACAUUUCUCCUACCAGACUGAGGCGGCCAUUAAUGCGCCGCGCUUCUUGGCUGCUCGUAUUGGGUGA